This is a messenger RNA of Staurois parvus, 316 nucleotides long. Lineage: Eukaryota; Metazoa; Chordata; Amphibia; Anura; Ranidae. The record is from the annotation of a GenBank genome assembly.
GUCUGCAGUCUCUGGCCAUCUCCUGUAGUACAUCUGCAGUCUCUGGCCAUCUGCUGUACUAUAUCCUCAGUCUCUGGUCAUCUCCUGUAGUAUGUCCGCAAUCUCUGGUCAUCUCCCAUACUGUGUCUGCAGUCUCUGGUCAUAUCCUGUAGUACAUCUGCAGUCUGGUCAUCUGCUGUACUAUAUCCUCAGUCUCUGGUCAUCUCCUGUAGUAUGUCCGCAGUCUCUGGUCAUCUCCCGUACUGUGUCUGCAGUCUCUGGUCAUCUCCCGGUCUGUGACCGCAGUCUCUGGUCAUUUCCCAUACUAUGUCUUCAG